CACACAUAUUUGAAAUUUGCGUGCUUGUAUGAAAUUCACUGUAUUUUGUGUCUCAGGCCAGCUAACCCACUGUAUCAGAUGCCCUGUAGCAUAUCAUGCCAAUGAUUACUGCAUACCUGCUGGGAGUGUCACUCUAACCCACAGCAACAUUGUGUGUCCCAAUCACUUCACACCAAGAAAAGGCUGCCACAACCACGAGCAUGUCAACGUCAGCUGGUGCUUCGUCUGCUCAGAAGGAGGUAGUCUGCUGUGUUGCGAGUCAUGUCCUGCAGCACUUCACCAAGAGUGUCUGAACAUCGACAUGCCAGAAGGCAGCUGGUACUGCAAUGAUUGUCGUGCUGGAAAUAAACUGCACUACAAGGAGGUAGUGUGGGUGAAAGUUGGCCGCUACAGAUGGUGGCCGGCAGAGGUUAGCAAUCCCAAAGAUAUUCCCGAGAAUAUCCUACGCAUUAGACAUGAUGUCGGAGAGUUCCCAGUUCUUUUCUUUGGCUCUAAUGACUACCUCUGGACUUAUCAAGCCCGUGUUUUUCCUUACAUGGAGGGCGAUGCCAACAGUAAAGAGAAAAUGGGAAAGGGGGUUGACUCUACUUAUAAGAAAGGUAUCUUUCAUAAAUUAUUUCAUUUUGCUAUUGCUAUUAAUAAUGCAAGUGCCGUACAACUUUUCUAAACAGUCAAAUUAACAUUUUUAGCUCAGUGAACACUAAGACUGGUGUUAAAAUUGAUAUCUAUAAUUAUUAUUCAUGUCAUUGCCCAUAUUAAUGUUCUAGAAAAUUCUGAAUU
Carassius carassius (crucian carp) is the source of this 780-nucleotide messenger RNA. Its product is annotated as histone-lysine N-methyltransferase, H3 lysine-36 specific-like. Gene Ontology annotation, molecular function: histone H3K36 methyltransferase activity. NCBI's taxonomy places the organism in Eukaryota, Metazoa, Chordata, Actinopteri, Cypriniformes, Cyprinidae. Gene Ontology annotation, cellular component: nucleus; chromatin. The transcript has 3 exons. The record is from RefSeq and is a predicted model, not a curated record. The coding region runs from base 29 to 667 and encodes 212 amino acids. Gene Ontology annotation, biological process: regulation of DNA-templated transcription.